CACUGUCCUCCAGUUAAUAAUCGAUACUGUCGCCGUGUUCUGCUUAUCGAGCGCUUUGAGAUGCCAUCCUCAGCAUAACCGCUGUAAUGUGAGCGAUCAACGCGUUUACUCCAAAAGUCAAAAACGCGGAUUAAAAGAUUCUGGGAAAAUAAUGAGGAGAAAGCAAUAACUAUGAAGUUCAUUUGCCAUGUCUAAGGUUGCAGUGAAGAAACUGCAUUGGCGCUCUAAAGUGCAGGAGACUUUCAUCCCACUGGUGGGCAGCUCUGGAGAGCUGGGCGUGGCCAUCGGAGGCGGGGCUGAUUAUGGAGAGUUUCCAUUUGUCACCGCUGCACCAGGGGGAGGAAUCACUGUUGGUGAUAUCAUCCUAGAAAUCGGGGGAACGCCUGUUUUGGGCCUAACUUUAGGAGAUGUACGCGGGGUCCUAAACUCCUGCCCGCAUCCAAUCCGCAUCAAGACAGUUUCUCCAGGUUCGACUCUAUGCAAGGAUCUAAGAUUAUACCUGAGCAAAUGUUUCACACUUGGUUCGAUGGACAGUCAACUCCAGCAGGUGAUCAGAGAAAACCUCUACCUGAGAGCCGUGCCCUGUACGACUAGACAGCGGCGGGACGGGGAGAUCAAAGGAGUCGACUAUAACUUUGUCUCAGUUGAAGAGUUCUUCUCACUUGAGGAGUCUGGGGCGCUACUAGAGAGCGGCAAGUUUAAAGGGAACUACUAUGGAACACCUCGUCCGGUCCACAUCAGUCCUGACAGUCCACCCAUUACAUACACGGAGCACAGGAAUCUGCUGAGGAAAUUUAGAACGCGUAGCAAAUCCCUAAGUAACCUGGAGAAAACUGGAGAGGAGGGCGACAACAGUGAGGAAGACUCGGGGCUGUCAGGGGGUUCGGCAGCUGCUAGCAGUGUCCCUGCCCACACUUCAUCUCCCAGCCAAUCACGACACUCCAGUGGAGGAGAUGGCAGUGCCUUGGAGAAUGGGGUCGGUCACCGUAGAGGUGCACGGGUGACAGGGUCUGAAAACUGGGAGAUGAUAUACAGCGACUCAGGGAAUCCCUACUACAAAGAUCAACAUCUAAAGCUGUCAUCAUGGUGUAACCGUCGAACCCACAGUGCAGAAAAUAUCUCAAUGACUGAAAUGCUAGAGUUUACAGAUCAGCCAAGUGAACUGAAGGGCUUCACUAUUCACACCCGUCUGGUGAAGGGCUCGCGGGGCUUCGGCUUCAACAUUGUGGGGGGCAGCAGACCGCGGGAGUUCCUGCAGAUCUACAGCAUCACUCCUGGAGGACCUUCAUCCCUUCACACCGCGGACAUUCUGGUCUACAUUAAUGAUACCUGUGUACUGGGCUGGUCUCACAGGGAGGUAGUGGAGAUGUUGAAAGUCAUUCCAGUGGGUCACACUGUAGACGUUGUGGUCCGACGGGGCUACCCAAUGCUCUUUAACUCUGACGGAUCUCCAAAGAUGGCCCACUGCAGGCUGACAGAUUCUCCGAGCCGUAAUUCACCUUCGUAUCUACCUCCACCAACCACCACCCAACCCAGGGCUCAAGCUCUCCUACCAUACGCCCAGCCACAUCUAAACCAGAACGGCCCUGUGUGUUCUGAGUAUGAGAGGGGAUCCUCGAGAAAUUUCAGAGUACGGCAGUCACGGUUGAGUCUGGAUGCUAACGGUAAUUCAUCACCUUUUAGUUCACCCCCAAGAGCUCCCUCAUCAUAUGGGUACUCCAAUGGUUACGAGAGUGGGUACGAAAGACCACCUCGCUCCUCAAGAGGGAUCAGAAGGUUACAGAAUGCAGACCUGGCCAGCCAAAGUGACAGCGAGGUGGUGUCUGCGAUUGGAUCACAAAGGGCUUCUUUUAUCCGCAACCACAAUAACAACUCUCUGUCCACCCCACCACCUCCCCGCCUUUGCUCAAACUUCAAAUCUUCUGAAAGUGACCUUUCCUCAUGCACUCCACCACCAGUAUCUCGACUGCCCCACGCAGAAAUAAGUCCCGGCCCCAUGUCCUUUUCCCCCGGAGGAGGAAGACGCUACUCUCAUCUCCGACAACCCCAGCACACGUUGCUGACCCCGCCCCACAGCGCCCAUUCAGACGGGCCUUACUUUACUUUUAACGGAACGGCGAGUGCCAGCAGCAGCCCGAACAGCAGCAUCCCAUCACCGGGAGCGAUCAGCGGCAUUAUCGGAAGUGGGUUUCCAGGUAAAGGGGAGUUAGUACCUGUCGCCUUGGCUAAAUGUGAAAGGGGGAGCAACAUGGGGUUCAGUGUUACAGCGGGGGGUUACGGAGGGAGACAGACGAUUGUGAAGAAGGUCUGGGAUCACAGACAGUGUAACGGACUUCAGUCAGGAGACGCCAUUGUUAAGAUCAAUGGAGCGGAUGUACAGAGUCUCAGUUUUGCACAGGUCCAAAGGAUUCUGCAGGAACACACCAAAAAAGGAGAGGUUAUUCUGCUGGUUUACAGAGGAGGUCCUUCACAUUAUUCCAUUUCCCCUAAUUCUGUACGUCGACUAACUCCGCCCCCUCCACGCUCCGCCUCUGAUUCUGAAGUCCCUUAUACAGAUUCCAACCCGUUAGCGUCCAACUCCCUUACCCCACCCUCUCCAGCACUGGUGCGCUCCUCAUUGGUCCAAAGUACCAGCUUCCUGGAUUCUGUUCCUGUCACUCUUACGCUUGAGCCGCGGGAUUGGAUGCGUUCAGAGGAAGGUGGGACAACGCUCAGUCCCAGAGUAAAAGCAGAGGAGAAAGUGCCGGCCACUAAGCUACGAGGAUAUGAGGUGGAGCUAAAGAGGAAGUCAGGUGAAGGAUUUGGAUUUGUUAUCGCCUCUCAAGACCUGGAGAAUGGCAAAGCAGCGUCUCUCCUCCCUCACAGGUUUGUGACGGUGCGCAGAGGAAGCCCUGCGGCCCGCAGCGGGCAGAUCAGACCUGGAGAUCGACUGGAAGCUGUUGAUGGAAGAUCAGUGGUUAAUUUACCUCACAGAGAGCUGGCACAGAUACUGCGUAGAGCUGGAAAUACACUGCGCUUAACCAUUGUACCACGCUCUAGUGCUCAUUCUUCAGAUCAAGCAGACUAUGACCCUGAUUAUAAGAACAGAAAAUCGAACAGGUCAAAACCAAAGGAUGCCUCGCACUACUACAGUGUGGAGCUGGAGAGGGGACCAACGGGUUUUGGCUUUAGUCUCAGAGGAGGUAGUGAAUAUAACAUGGGUCUCUAUGUGCUGGGUCUGAUGGAGGGUGGACCAGCCUCACGCAGCCACAAAAUACAGGUGAGUGAUCAACUGGUGGAGAUCAAUGGUAACAGUACAGCAGGUAUGAGUCACGCUCAGGCUGUAGAGCAGAUCAGAUCUGGAGGAAGCAGAAUACACCUCGUCUUUAAAAGAGGCAAUGGAUAUGUCCCUGACUAUGACCGUGAUCACGUCGCAGCCGUCUCCUCCUCACCCCAAGCCCUGCAGUCGGAUUUGGCUGCAGUGACCCGUCGCCGUGCCCAACAGGAUGUCGCAUCCAGCUUUCAAAAACCAGAGAAGACCAAGAAGGGGCGGAGACAACAGAAGGGGUGGGGAAGCGAUGGAGGAGACCGAGAGAGCCCUGAUAGCGAUGAGAGCAUCAGUCAAAGAAGGGGCCGAAAGUUUAAAGACGAAAAGAGGAGGGAAAGGUCACAAAGCUUGCCCAGAGAGGCUCUAAAAGGACAGAGUGAGGAAAAAAUGGAGACACGAAUUAAAACAGAAGAGAAAUGGAAGAAGAAAAGCAAAAAGAGAGCAGAGAACAAGCCAAGCAAGAAUGAAGAGACAAUGAAAUGGCUAAGCAGCGAGAGCGAGGGAGAUGUGGAAAAGGAGAAAAGUCAGAUCACACAAAACAUCCAUAAGCAAAGACUUCCUGAACCUAAACUGCAGUGGGAGGAAGAGGAGGAGUGGGAGAGAGAGAUAAAGCGAGAAUGGCAGAGAGAGAGAGAACGGCUAAGGGAGGAGAGGAGGUCUCUCAUUUUGGAGAGCGACAGAGGGAAAGAUUGGGAAAGAGCAAAUGAGAGCAAAUCAAACAAAGAAGGGCAUGAGUGGGAGAUGAAUGGUAAAACCGAAGGAGGGGUUCAGUGGGAUCAAAAACGCUGGAAUGUAGCAGAAACGAGUCUUAAAUCUCGACCUUUUUCAGGCGUCCUAGUCCUGCCUCCAGUAAUUCAGCCCCGCACGCUUCGGCAUAGCAGGUCCUUAUCUGGCCUUUCUUCUGAGAGGCCUGUAGGGGACGCUGAGUUCAAUCAGACCCCAUUCGCUUUCCUCACACCUGCGACCUCUGACUAUGCAGAAUCUGAGUCGGGAGCCAGUGUAUCUGAUAGUAGCAUUUCUGCAGCCAGUGUCUCUGGUCUCACUGUGUAUUUGAACGAAACGCUUAGAUCAAAAUCCAUGCAGAGGGCCUCAGGGCCCCCGCUUCCAGGCCCCUGGCUACAACCUGGCUCACAUAGGUUAGGAAGAAAAGACAAGAGGAUACCAUUGGUAGGGAGAGGUCGAGGAACAGAAAAAUAGUUUAUGAAUAACUGAUGUUUACUUAAAAAAGCAUUACUAUUAGUAUUGAUCAUAUUAACUUGAUCUUUUAUCUGGAUGGAACAAUAAUAAGAUAUAAAACAAGUCCUUAAAAACAGCAUUUAACACUUACCCUAUCCCGAUUUGCAGUGGGAAGUUUAUAAAAAUGAUUUAUAAGUCUUUGCACACACUCUUAGAACGGAUGUGUUAAAAACAACACAUUAGUGUUGAUUCUGGGAAUCCACCCAUAUCUUUAACAACAGUAAAAAUGGUUUGUGCGCCAAGCGCAUGGUCGAAAAGGGUUGGUCCUGUUUUUUUCAUGAGUAAUGGGAAUAUUUGGGGCGUAACGUGCAAUAAAUCAAUGAGAGUUUCAGCUCUCAUCCCCUUUAAAAGCCAGUUGCGCUGGCACUAUGUCGAAUCCCUAUUUAGAUGACGGACUUUGUAAACUGAAAAACUAAGCGGAGGAAGAAGAUCCCCAGUUUAAGAUUAAUGUUAAAUAAUUGUGUUGUUUUCACUUGUUUUCAAAUUGUUAUUUUUUUUAUUAAAACCUUUAAAACCCGUUUUCUUUUAGUCAAGGAAGUAAAAAAGCAGGCUUUUAAUUGCUUUAAAUGUAUGGCUAUCCAAUAUCAUCAAAAAAUAAUUUACAAGGUUUGUACUCUAAAAAUACUUUAUUUGUAACAAACAGCAGAUUAAAAAUUUACAUGAGGUAGCAUUUAAAAAAACUAUUUAAAAAUAGAUGCAUUUGUUUAAAGCAAAGCAUUUAUUAACUUACCAGGCUGCAGGUGAAGCAGCUCUUUACAACUUCUAACGUCUCAUAAUCGGUCCUCAUUUAUGUCUAAGAGACUCAAUAAUAAUCUUUUACAUUCAAUCCUUUAAUCUUUCAUAUUUAAAAGCAUUUUUGUGCUGCUGCGCAUUCAUGUAUGUGAUAAGCAAACCCGCGUUGUUGUCCUAUUUAUAGGCACAUAUUUCUAACACGCUCUUUAAAUAACAAAAACAUAUUGCGCCAUUGACUUUAGACUUUAGACCAGGUUUUUGUUGGUCAAUGGCGUAGUCUAUUUUAGUUGCCUCAAAAUAGCAACGCGCCAACAAUGCGCCUGAACACACCUCGUUUUCAGACCAGAACGCCCAUGGGCGCAAAAGGGGGCGCAAAUGCAUUUGCUGUUUAAACAACAUGGCGCUAAACGUGAAAAUGAUAAUUGCGCAGGGUGGAAACUAGCAAAAGACACUUGGGUCGCGCAUUGCGCUGCGUUCCGCCGGGGGUAAGAUAGAGCCCUUUUUGUUACUUUUAAUUAACACAAAAUGACACAUAAUGUGUUAAAGUUACACAUAAUGUGUUAAAAGCUUAACACAAAAAUAUGUAUAAAAAAUUAACACAUCCUUCCUAAGAGUGCAUUGGGUCCAAAAUAUUCUUUUUCGCAUGUAAAAAAAUUAUUAUGAUAUAAUUACUCAUGUUGUGUAAACGUUACGUUAACACACUGUCUCCAAAAUAUUUGUACGCCAUAAAAAAUCACAUAAGGUUCAAUUAUCAGCAUUUUUCGCAUCCAUAGCAAGCACUUAUUAGAGGUGUUUUGACAUCAGAACCACAAUACGACUAAAUCAAGAAUAACGAAUACGAAAAACGCAUACGAAAAAUUACGGACUAAAGUGUGAACAAAUUUUUAAGCUGUUGGUAGGAUUUUACAGAAAAAUUUAAAUUUAAAAACAUUUGAUGCCAUUUAACUCUAAUAUACAUAAAGAUAACUACAUCAAGUAAUCUGCAAUUUUAUGCUUCAAACUGAGGUGGCGAUAGAGAGGCAAAAUUGUAGUGUUUAACAAUUUUAUAAGAAAGCACCUUUAUUUUUUUUAAGAAAAUAUAACUCUAAUUGUUAACAGUCUUUUGGUGAAAGAAUAAUUUGUGUAAAAAUGUCAGUACACAUCUAAUUGCUUAUAUACACAAUAUAUACUGUAGUGAUAAUAAAUUGAAAGGUUAUAAUUGAAAUAUACAACAGAUAUGAAGUAUUUAAAAGCUCUCACUCCAGCUUGCUCUCUCACGCUCCUCUCUCUUCAUCUCUCUUCAAUAAUAAAGAAAGUCUGCAGUAUUCAACACCAACAUUUAUGUUUAUAUCACAAUGUUUGUAUUGUAUAUUCACUGGUAUCUUUACAUUGUGUCUUAAGUCCAACUUUUACUUCUAUGCCCCAUUACCCCCAGUAAUCUUCACAAUUUAAUUUUGUUUUAUUAAUUUCAAGUUUAUUCAGUGUGGUUUUAGCACCUCUUGUGCACUUUCCCUAUGAAAUUAGUAUUAUGCUGAUCACUUCUAAACACCUGAGGGGAUGAUAUUCUUGCAAAUUUGUUGUGAAUGUUGUGUGUACUGUAUGUUUGUUAACUUUAACAGUUACUUGUUCAUUAAUAAUGUUCCGCUUGUUUGGUUUUUUACUUUAUUGUAUAUGUUCAUACAUCUCUGUGUGCCCUCUGGGUCUUUGACAUCUCAGGGAGCAUAUAAACAAACUGUAGGGUUGGGGUCUUUGUUGUUUGAUCCUGAAUGUUUAGAGCAUGAUCCCUACGCCCUCAAAGUUGCCCUUAUCCUAUACAGAAACACUGAGAAAAGUUUAAACAUUUAAAUAAAAAACUCUUUAUUACAUAUAUUUUAUUAUGUUAGAGGGGAACACGCAACAUAAAACAGGUGUCCAUAACAUAUGUGCUGCAGAUAUCAAACAUAUAUGUGGAUAUACAGUACAGAUGAAAUAUAUUUGUAACAGUACUAAAUAAUACUUCACAUUAUACCUCUCAACACUGAUUUUCCCAGCAAUACUGUAUGAAAUAUAAACAAUAAUUCUUAAUAGAGAUAUAAUAAUGUUUUUAUUGAAUGUUAGUGUUGCAAUAUCGGCAUUGUGCCAAGCCUAAAGGCCUCUUUACUUUAAUCUCGGUGAAAAGCUUGCUAGUGAGAGAGUUUUCAACUAUACUGUGUCCUUGUAUCAAUAGCUUGAUAUACUGACGAAUAUUUAGAGUUCAGCCUACAAACUGUGCCUACUAAUCAGCUGUGUUUCUAUUUUGCAUAUUUUCAAACGUUCUGCUUUCUGAUCUGCCAAAACAUCACCAAUAUUUUUUCAUCAUGUUUCUCAUACCAGAACACACACAUUUAAACUAUGCAUAAGGUUUUACCAUUUUAAAUCACAGCAGAAAAGACAGCAGUGUGCUCUCUGCAUCCCCAGCAGGUCUGGGAUCAGUUUGUUGAGGUCUGGUGUAAAUGGUUCACACAAUUGAAUGAGUGCAUAUUUAAACAUAUCAUAAUAUUCAGAGUAUGAGCCAAUGCAUCAUAGCUUUCACUAAUAAAUGCUGUGCUUCUAUAUUUAUUACUCGUUCGAUCUGAAGUGUCAGUUUUAGAGUUGUCUUUACGUCCCUAUACUAACGUCUUUGGCCAUACAACUGAUUGUAAAUAGAUAUAAAUACAGUAUAUUACAAUUAUAUAUAUAUAUAUAUUAUAUAUAUAUAUUAUGUUUAUAUUAUUAUUAUAUUGCUAUUCUCCAAUGUAACCCUAA
Messenger RNA from Paramisgurnus dabryanus, 8017 nucleotides. It is a transcript of the gene magixb, whose product is annotated as MAGI family member, X-linked b. NCBI's taxonomy places the organism in Eukaryota, Metazoa, Chordata, Actinopteri, Cypriniformes, Cobitidae. Gene Ontology annotation, biological process: signal transduction. Gene Ontology annotation, cellular component: cytoplasm; cell-cell junction. Gene Ontology annotation, molecular function: protein binding. The record is from RefSeq and is a predicted model, not a curated record.